UAAAUGAUAUCUGACACAGCACACAUUUAAAAGUAUUAACUGUGUUUUUAUUAACAUUUAUGUAUUAAGCUAAAUCUGGGACGGAGGAAAAAUGACAUUUUUUGUGUUAAAUCUAAGAAAAUAUAGUAGUACUUCGAUAAUUGUCGCAGGCACUUGGUGUAAACAAAAUACAUUUUUAAAACUAUAUUCUAGUCUAGUAAGUCUUCUUAAGCAACUAAACUUCCUUCCUUAUUCUGGUUUAGCUGCUAAAAACACCCAUUUAGUAUUCUGAGCAUCUAAAAAGGCUAAGCGUUACUUCCUCGUCUAAUCAGAUACCAGUUGCUCAAACAACGACUGAGAGCAGCGCUUUUCUGUCCUAAAAUAAUCUGACACGCAUUUUGUGGUUUGAUUUAACAUUGGACAGCAGAUCGAUUGGGAAUCAGUUUGCUGUUUCUGUAAAAUUCAGAUUCAAGCAAAGAAACGUUUCACAGUGCUGAUUGCUAUAAAAAUGACGUCACUCCUUAUAUUUUGGACUCUUGUCUUGUUGCCGGUUAUUGACAGCUCAGACGUCAUUCGGGUCAAUGUGACUAUGUUCUGCUCUGGGAGAGUCGAGGUUUAUCAUGGUGGCGAUGUGGGGACGGUGUGUGAUGAUCACUGGGACAUGAGCGAUGCCCAGGUUGUGUGCAGAGAGCUGGGCUGUGGAGACGCUGUAUCUGCUCCAGGAAAUGCAGCGUUUGGAAGAGGGACUGGUCUUAUCUUGGUGUACAAUUCAACAUGCACAGGGUCUGAGUCCUCUCUCAUGCAGUGUGUAACUCCGAGGCUCCAAACAGAUCAAUGCACCCAUGCAGAGGAUGCUGGAGUUGUUUGUUCAGAUUCCUCAAUGAAACCUAACCUAACAGUGAAUCUUGUGAAAUCGGGUGAACUGUCUCUUCAGUGCCAGUGGUCCGGUGAAAUGCGAAGCAAAGACAGCUAUGCACUGUAUAAAAAUAAAAUGAGAGUGGAUAGGAGACCCAAGGACACAUUUUACAUCAAAACAGAGACAAGCAAUAGCGGGAACUACACGUGCUCGGUCCGCAAAAGAGGACGGUCUUCAAAUACCAGCGACUCUCAGCAAGUCACAAUAAUAGCUCCUCCCACUCUGUCUGUGAACAGCUCUGUGUCUGGGAGAGGAGCGGAUGUGACUCUACAGUGCAGCCUCAGCAGCUCCUAUCAGAGCCCUGGCUCGUUUAUUCUUUACCGGGACCGCCAGGCGGUGCUGGAGCAGGACGUGCCGGGAGGAGACCAGAGCUGCACCUUCAACCUCACCCGCACCACCACACACGGACAGCAGGGGGAGUACUCGUGCCGCUAUUGCACACAGUCCCCGACCGGAUGGGUGUUCACAGAACUAUCUGCACCUGUGAACAUACCUGCACAUGACCUCUCCAGCUCCACUUUCUCCACGAUUUACACUGGAUUCCUUGUCUGUGGUUUGAUUGGAAUGAUCACGGCUGUGCUCGUGACAGAAGUGACGUCAAGGCGUAGAGGGGAUUCUAGCAAAAGCGAUGGUGUGGAUCUCAGUGUGGUUUGCUCAUAAUCCAGCUCGUCGUUUGUUUUGCUUUACCUAACUGUCCCUCAUACUGGCAAACAGCAGCUUUAGUGUUUUAGUUUCAUAAUACAAAUCUCCCCUAGUAAAAGCACAGCAAAGUGUAUUAAAGCAUAAAACGUGGUAAAGCAUAGGGAAGCAUUGUAAAGCACAGAGAGGUCUGGUAAAGCAUAGGGAAGCAUUGUAAAGCACAGAGAGGUCUGGUAAAGCACAGGGAAGCAUUGUAAAGCACAGAGAGGUCUGGUAAAGCAUAGGGAAGCAUUGUAAAGCACAGAGAGGUGUGGUAAAGCAUAGGGAAGCAUUGUAAAGCACAGAGAGGUCUGGUAAAGCAUAGGGAAGCAUUGUAAAGCACAGAGUGGUCUGGUAAAGCAUAGGGAAGCAUUGUAAAGCACAGAGAGGUCUGGUAAAGCAUAGCGAAGCAUUGUAAAGCACAGAGUGGUCUGGUAAAGCAUAGGGAAGCAUUGUAAAGCACAGAGAGGUCUGGUAAAGCAUAGCGAAGCAUUGUAAAGCACAGAGAGGUCUGGUAAAGCAUAGGGAAGCAUUGUAAAGCACAGAGAGGUGUGGUAAAGCAUAGCGAAGCAUUGUAAAGCACAGAGAGGUCUGGUAAAGCAUAUUAAAAAACAAACCAUGGUAAACUAACCCUUAUAAAAGUUUGCCAUAGUAAAAGCACAGCAAAGUGCAAUAAAGCAUAAAACGUGGUAAAAAAUAGGCAAGCAUUGUAAAGCAUUGUGUGAGGUCUCUUGCUUUUUAAUAUACCGUUCUCUGCUUAUAAUUCUGACUCUUUCUUCAUAUACCAAACUGGAUUGCACAGUCAAGUAUUGCUGCCAAAAAAUAGAUAAUAGACCUCUUGCCAACUUUUAUACAGACCAAAACCUGGAGAUAUACUUAUAAUAGGAUUCCUACAAAGCCCUCAGAGAUAUCCGCUGGGGACCCCCAAUCUCCGAACCUCAGGGGUUACAGCUUAGCCAUGCUGUGGAAGUGUUUGUAUCAGAGAUACCCCCCUGUGCAUCACUGCGGUGAAGCAGAAGUGAGCACCCACAUCGCUGCGUUUCUCAGCCAGGCCAAGGAGCUGCUCGCCUGAGCUGAUCACAAACACCCUCCCCUGGGACAAUACCUCGCUAUGUACAAUCCCAACCCCCGAAAAUCACCAAGGACGCCCCAAGAAACCCAGAAAGACAGAUGAAGGUGGUGAGAUCGAGCCAGGCUUUCCAUUCAGCAGGAAUUCUAUAAUGAAAUGUUUUUUAAUCAUUAUUAUUAUUAUUUGUCCUGUCACUGUUGAUGCAAAAUAGUGGUCCUAUUGAACAAGAAUGUGAAUUUUGUAUUGAUUUUUGUAAUGGCAGGGUAAUAUAUAGGCUUUUAACAUGACAGAUAAACAUGUGCUCUUGCAAUAUUAAAAUAAAAAAAAUAAAAAUAAAUAAAGUAUAGAAUAUAUUAUACAUAUUUCAGAGGCGAGAUCAGCCAAUCUUUAUACUAGUGCGCGGCAGCGCCAUCUAGUGCACAAUUAGUGUAUUACCAGCAAAAACAGAAGGAAACUUGAUUGCUUCCAAGUGGCAGAUCACUAGACGCGCUUCUAAGGUUGGGCUGAUCUAGGCUGAACGAAUCAAAUCAUAGAAAAAACAGUAUUUGAGGCAUUGUAAUUACAUCUGAAGCUAAUUGUAAUCCAUGUAAUCCAUCUGUCCAACUUUAAAUAAUUUCUGCGCCAUGCAAUUCCAUCAAUGUACACCAGAUGGCGCCUUUUCACAUUUUCCCUUUUCUGUGACUGAAUUUUAAUUUAGUUUAUGUAUCGUGCAUAUUCAUAACGAUGUAUUACAUUCUGUUUGUGCUUUAUAUAUGCUUAAAAAUAUUUUGAAUUAUUAUUAUUAUUAUUAUUAUUAUUGGUAUUACGACUAUAAAAACGGAAUGCGUUUAUGAUUGUGCUUCCUAAAAACUAAAUAGCUGCUGUCUACUUAUUCGUCUAUGGCACUAGAAAAUGUAAAUAUACCUUAUUAAAAAAACUACU
Molecule: messenger RNA, 3563 nt
Organism: Acipenser ruthenus (sterlet)
Lineage: Eukaryota; Metazoa; Chordata; Actinopteri; Acipenseriformes; Acipenseridae
Exons: 6
Coding region: 488-1555 (355 amino acids)
Cellular component (GO): membrane
Source: RefSeq, a predicted model, not a curated record